Molecule: messenger RNA, 4239 nt
Organism: Thelazia callipaeda (thelaziosis nematode)
Lineage: Eukaryota; Metazoa; Nematoda; Chromadorea; Rhabditida; Thelaziidae
Source: the annotation of a GenBank genome assembly
AUGGUAUGUGAAGUGACAAGGAUUCAGGUCGUUAUCACGAUAUCUGGGCACUUUAUGGCUAUAUACGUAACAUCACGUGUGGUGGCAUUAUUGGAAAUGGCUGCUUGCGAAGUUAGUGAGGAAUUAGAAGAGAAGAUAAAAGCACAAGGAGAAAUUGUCCGGAAGCUUAAAAGCUGCAACCUGUCAUCUUCACAAGAAGAAAAGCAAGCAGCUAUUGAAAAAUUGUUAGAAUUGAAAGCAAAAUAUAAAGAGUUGACAGGAGACGCUUAUAAAACAGAUCAACAAGGAAAGCAGCAAAAAAAAGGAACAGUAAAAAAUUCUCUAAGUGAGUGCGUUCAAGGAGAUACCAAAAAGCAGACGAAAUUAGGUGUGGGAGUGGGCAAAAGCCAAAACUGUUCUGAGUGGUAUGCUCAGGUUAUUACAAAAGCAGAAAUGAUUGAAUAUUAUGAUGUUUCGGGCUGUUAUGUCUUAAGACCAUGGUCUUAUGCCAUCUGGGAAUUUAUUCAAGAAUGGUUCAGCAAGCAGAUUAAAAAAUUAGGUGUUGAAAAUUGCUACUUUCCAAUUUUCGUCUCGCAAAAUGCAUUAGAAAAGGAAAAAACGCACAUUAAUGAUUUCGCACCCGAGGUGGCUUGGGUGACACGAGCAGGUCAAUCAGAUUUAGCUGAACCAGUUGCUAUUCGUCCAACUAGUGAAACGGUCAUGUAUCCAAGUUAUAGCAAAUGGAUCCAAUCCCAUCGAGAUCUUCCGUUGAAACUCAAUCAGUGGUGCAAUGUUGUUCGGUGGGAAUUUAAACACCCAACACCGUUUUUAAGAACUCGGGAGUUCCUUUGGCAAGAGGGUCAUACUGCAUUUCAAAAUAAGGCUGAAGCAGAAAAAGAAGUCUUCCAAAUACUUGAUUUAUAUGCUCAAAUAUACACUGACCUGUUGGCUAUACCUGUCAUUAAAGGACGGAAGACAGAAAAGGAGAAGUUUGCUGGUGGCGACUUUACAACCACUGUUGAAGCAUAUGUGCCGAUUAAUGGACGUGGGAUUCAGGGUGCUACGUCUCAUCAUUUAGGACAAAAUUUUUCAAAAAUGUUUGAUAUAUCGUUUGAAAAUCCAGAUGGUAGUGGUAAGGCUUAUGCUUGGCAGAAUAGUUGGGGUAUAUCUACUCGUACAAUUGGUGCUGUUGUGAUGAUACAUGGGGAUGAUAGUGGCUUAGUACUUCCUCCUAGGAUAGCAGCCAUUCAGAUAAUCAUUGUGCCCGUUGGGAUCACUUCUCAGACAAAAAAUGAACAAAAAACAACUUUAAUCCAGAAAGCAAAAGAAAUAAAGGACAUCAUAUCAAAUGCUGGAAUAAGAACGGAGCUUGAUGCAAGAGAUCAUAUAUCUCCGGGCUGGAAAUUUAAUCACUGGGAAUUGAAGGGUGUUCCUAUAAGAAUUGAAAUUGGUCCUCGCGACUUAGCCAAUAAUCAGGUGACUUGUGUUAUCAGACAUUCUGGUGAUAAAAGAACUGUCUCCUUUAAUGGCCUUGCUUGCAAGUGUAAUGAAAUGCUAGAUGAAAUACACAAUGGCAUGUAUAAUAGGGCACUAGAAGCUCGUGAGUCGCACAAAAAAAUUGUUCUUGAGUGGGAUGAAUUUCGAAUACUCUUAGAUAAAAACUACAUCUUGCUUUCACCAUUCUGUGGCCGUAUUGAAUGUGAGGAUAGAAUCAAGAAGGAGAGUGCUCGUGAUGAGGAAUGUGAACCUGGUGCUUCAUCAAUGGGAGCAAAAACACUUUGCAUUCCACUUGAACAGCCAGAACUCUCUCUUCCAAAUAAAUGCAUCAACACAAACUGCUCUGAAACACCAAAAUUUUUUGCAUUGUUUGGGAGAAGUUUGAUGUCUGAAUUGGAUUCUGAUUUUGAUGAGGAAGCUCACUCAAAACUCAUAGACACUAUAAACAAUUUGGGGCGGGGUUCCAAACAGAGUUUAUCGAACAAACAAUGCGGGACGAAGGUCGAUGUUCGAACGCUAGUGAAUCUUAUUCAUUCCACGAAGAACGUAGAUGAUGUGAAGAAGAAAUUGGAGAAGAAAAAGAAGAAAAAAAGGAGUUCAGAGGAUGAACCAAAAACAUUAUUGGCCCCAUCUCAUCGAUUGUUACGAGAAAGAAUUGAAAGCUCAAUUGCAUAUAGUGAUAUCAAACACGAUUUAGAAGAAUGGGUUCCACUAGUGAAGAGAAAUCGACUUGCCGAGCAGUUGGUUUUUCCUCUUGAUAGUGAACCUUAUACUGGAUUAACUGCAAAAGAUCGAGUUGCUACUUUCCAGGCUUGUCCCAGAACUCCAAUGGAAAUUAAAAUAGCUGAGUUAUUGGGCACUUCGAAGAACAAUCUUCGAGAUGACGAACAGUACACCGAAGCUGAAUUGGAAUUACUGAGGGCGAUGAAUCUUAAGCAGGCUAAAGAGAAGUUUGCUCAGUUGCAAAAAAUGCGAGCCUUAGUAAGUUAUCGAGAAGCGAAGCUCAGGAGGCAAGCAAAAAUAAAAAGCAAAUCGUAUCAUCGACAUUUGAAGCGUCAGAAACGAAAAAAAUUGAUAAAGGAAUUCGAAGAAUUGAUGAUCAAAAAUCCAGAAGCUGCCAAAAAAAAGUUGGAAGAAAUCGAUCGUCAGCGCAUUUUAGAACGGGCAACUCUAAAGCAUCGCAAUGGUGGCAAAAAAAUUCAACAUUUAGCAAGAUAUGCAAGUAAAAACAAGGAUUUUAAAAAAACGUAUGAGGACCAAAUAAGGUUAGGAAGAGAGUUAGUCGAAAAACAUGGUCGUGAAAAAGAUUCUAGUUCUGAUUCUGAAAAUGAAAGUUGUACUGCAGAGAAUCUCACCAGUUCCGAAAUGCUGGAGAAAGCAGCCGACGUACUGAGGGAACAAGAGCUUGAAACGGGUUCAACUAAGCCAGAAUUGAGAGCAAAACUUUUCGAAAUGAGACAAAAAAAACAAGAGGCGCUUCGGAAGAGUGCACUGCAAGCUAGGAAUGCUAUGAGGUCGACGUCAACCUUUGUGAACCAAAAUAUGGCUAAAAAAGAAGGCUUGGAUCGCAACGAAAAAACUAUUACGGAAACAAAUAAAGGUGUACUAAGUGAAAAGCAAUCAGGAAACGAGAAAAUUUUAUCUGGUAACUCAAAAAAUGAAAAGCAAGGACAUCAAGACAGAGAGCUAAAAAUUGUGUGUAACGAGUCGAAAAAAGUAAAAAAAAAGAAGCCGAAAACGAAGCCAAAAAACGAAGACGAAAAGAAUUUCAGUCACCACGAAAAAAACAUUGCGCAAACAAAUGGAGAUGUACAAAGCAAAAAACAGUCAAUAAACGAGCAGAUUUCGUCUGAUGAUUUUAGAAAAGAAAAGCAAGGACAUGAAGGCGAGGACCUAAAAGUUGUAUCUAAGAAUUCAAAGAAAUCAAAAAAAAAGAAGUCAAAAACAAAGAAGCUGGGAAUCAAAAGCGAAAAUAUUGACCUCAGAAAUGUCGAUGUUGAUAAACUGUUCGAGGAAGCAGAAAAAAAGCAGGCGCAAAAUAUUUUAAAGGAAUGCAGGCGCCUGGAAGAAAAUAAAGAGGUUUCAAUAGACAAAAGUGUUCUCCGUUCUAAUGGUAUAGCUCCUCAAGAAAAUAGCGGAAAAAUGGAGACGUCUGAUGUGAAAGAACCUGUAGAUAUUUCUUUGGAUCCGAGACAUUUCUUACAAGUGGAAACUGCGUCUUUACCUCAAAUUUCGACCGAUUAUGUUGAGACAUUAGAAGUUUUGGACGGACAAGCAGAAAACCAAGCAGCUGUCAUUGCUGAAGCGUUCGAGGAUGUUGAUGUUAUUGGGGAUUUUGAGAACGAAAAAGAAGCUGUAGAGUCAUCUGAAGCCCCCAAAGAUAUCGAUUUGACCUUACACGGUUGGGGUUCGUGGACUGGACCAGGAAUUAUUGACAAGAAGAAAGAGAGCAUUGCGACGAAUUCUAGGUUUGUAGUCAAAGUUCAGAAGAAAAAGCGAAAAGAUUCUGGAAAAACUGGCCUAAUUAUUUCAGAAGCAAUAGAUCCAUCCAUUGAAAAAAUUCAGUUGAAAUCGGUACCAUUUCCUUUUACAACUGUAGAAGAUUAUGAAGCUGUAGUGCGCCAACCAUUAGGGAAGGAAUGGAAUCCUCAAAAGAUUCAUAGGAAACUUAUUCGCCCUCAGAUCGUCACAAAGGCUGGUCGAAUAAUCAAACCAUUAGAUAAAGCUGUAUUGGAAACUGAAAAAGUGGAUGAAGACGACUGA